Lactuca sativa (garden lettuce) is the source of this 1968-nucleotide messenger RNA. NCBI's taxonomy places the organism in Eukaryota, Viridiplantae, Streptophyta, Magnoliopsida, Asterales, Asteraceae. The record is from RefSeq and is a predicted model, not a curated record.
AUGGAUAACAAAGAUAAUGUCUAUAACAAUAACAAGGACCUUUCUGAUAACAAUGGUCAGAAUGUCAAGCAAUCCAAUGUGAAUCAAGAUUUGAAGAAAAGAAGAAGAUGUGAGAUUUGUUUUGGUGUUGGUCAUGAUAGGAGGAACUGUCCUCAAGGGUUUAUCCUUAUAUGUUGUUGUAAAUGUAUUUUGUUUGCAUAUUCGUAUAGAAUAAUUCUGCGUAAUUGUGUUAUACCUAAUGUUUUACGCAAACAUUCUGUUAGAAUGGUUGUUAAUAAGAUUUGCAUAAUGUUAAUGUUUUUAAUCAAUUCUGAACUGACCAAUAUGGAUGCUAAUUCUUCACAUGCUUCUGUGAAUCCGCCCACCACCACCACUCCUACUACUAAUACGAGAUCAAAUGCCAAUACAACUAGUCCGGACCAUGGAAAAGGAAAGCAAACUACAUUGGAUAAGAAUAAUCCAAUUAAAGAGAAGUUGAAGAAGGUAGCUUGGAAAAAGAUUGCAGUUUGGGCUUAUUCGGUACGCUUACCUUUCAAUGCCGUACGUGAUGAAGGUUUCCAAGAUGCGAUCAAUGCCAUUGGAGAAUAUGGAAGAGGCAUGCUGGCUCCAAGUUAUCAUAAUAUGUGGGUGACAUUGUUAAAGGACGUGUUAGAAGAUACCCACAAGUUUGUGGAUUCGUUCCGACCACAAUGGAAGAAAUUUGGAUGUAGCAUUAUGUCUGAUUUUUGGACAGAUGGCAAGCAUAGAUCUUUGAUCAAUUUUUUAGUCAAUUGUCCUACUGGUAUAGUUUUUCUAAAGUCGAUUGAUGCAUCAGAGCAUAUACAUAAUGCUGAAUAUAUUGUGAAGAAGGUAAAUGAGGUGAUAGCAGAAGUUGGAGAGGAAAACAUUGUGCAGUUUAUUACAGACAACGGUUCAAACUACAAAGCUGCAGGAAAGAUUUUGGAAGAACAACAUCCAAAAUUAUUUUGGACUCCAUGUGCAGCACAUUGUGUGAAUCUCAUUGUACAAGAUAUUGGGAAGAAAGAAGCAACAAUCGCGACCGCUUUGAAUGAAGCAAGAGCUAUUGUGGUUUAUAUUUAUAACCAUGGAAGGAUUCUCAAUAUGAUGAGAAAGUUGACAAAGAAUAGAGAGUUGCACAGGUCUUGUGUAACUAGAUUUGCUACCCAAUUUUACACCUUACAGAGUGUCCAUGAGAAUCGACACCAUCUCCAAGUUUUGUUUGUAUCUGAGCAAUGGAGAAAAAGUGACUUUGCUAAGAAAGAUCCUGGAAAGAGAGUUGUGAAGAUAGUAUCAAAGCAAUCUUUUUUGGAUGGUGUAUAUUUAGCUUGCCAAAUAUAUGCUCCAUUGGUGGAUAUUGUUCGUUUGGUUGACACAGAAGAAAGAUCGUGCAUGGGGUACAUAUAUGAUGCGAUGAGUCGAGCACAAGAUCAAAUAAGCAAAAAUCUAAAUGAUGGGAAUAAUGACAAAAAAAGACUGGCAGAUGAAAAUGAUACUUUGAGACAAGAAUUGAAUCUAUACAUUGAUUUAAGUGGACAAUUUGGAUCCCCAGCUGCUAAAAGGAGUAUGACAAAAGUUGCACCGUAUAUAUGGUGUCUUUCUUAUGGGAUAGAUACACCUAUCUUACGAAAGUUUGCUAUCACAGUUCUUAGUCAAACUUGUAGUGCUUCACCUUGUGAACGAAAUUGGAGUACAUUUGACAAUCUACAUUCUAAGAAAAGAAAUUGUCUUUUGCAACAAAAACUAAAUGAACUUGUAUUCAUCCAAUACAACACAAGGUUGCAAAAGUGCUUCAUGUCUUUACAAAACAAAUCUUUGGAUCCUAUUUUGCUACGAGAUGUUGAGGAGAAUGAUGAUUGGACAAUACCAACGGAAGAUGAGCUUCAAGACUUUGUGGAUGGUGGUGAUGACCUUCUUUGGUCAGAUGUGCAAGAAGCAAUGGGAGCGAAUGUAGACGCUCAACCAUCUUGA